AUGCUGCUCCUCGUUCGGGAUCUAGAGGGAAAGGGCGGACUACGUGGUUCCCUGAACGAUGACGACGGUUCUGAUGCUGUUUCAAUCGCUGCCUCGAUUCGUCGGGAGAGAGAACGGGAGCGAGAGCGGGACCGCAGUACCGAGUAUUUGCAGCAGUGCGAUCGUGAGCGUCGAUUCCGGGAUGAGAGGGAGGACGAUGACAGGAUCUCUGUCCAUGCUCUGGAGAAGUAUGCACCGAAUCUGGCUCGUAGUUUGAACGUUGGCAGCAUUGCAUCUUCGGGAGUAGCUGGAGGAAGUAGGCGUGGGGUUGACGACGAUGAAGAUGCCAGGAGUGUUAGCAGUCGUAAGUCUUGUCUCUCAGGUGCUUCAAGAGGGAGUAGGAAACAGAAAAAGAGAAUGGCGGGGGAUUCAAGCGAUGACGAGUAUAUUCCCGAGGAGGCGACACCAAAAAGCGCAAAGAAGCGUAAGGCCCCGAGCAGCACUCCACGGACCACUAAAAAAGCAGCUCGCACCACCGCCGCUUCGCCAGCAACCCCCUUACCCUCCGCGGACGCACCCCCAUUUGUAGAAACCCCCAACGCCGUCGGUCCAGAUGGGAAGACGAUCGAGGAGACUUAUCAGCGCAAGACGCCGCUAGAGCACGUGCUCCUUCGCCCGGACACGUACAUAGGCUCGGUGCAGACGCACGUGGGUCCGCAGUGGGUUUGGGAGCAGGGUCGGAUGGUACAUCGCGAGGUUCGGAUGGUUCCGGGGCUGUAUAAGAUAUUCGACGAGAUUCUGGUGAAUGCGGCGGAUAACAAACAGCGCGACCCGAGCAUGGAUGCUAUCAAAGUCACCAUCGAUACUGCCAAGAAUAAAAUCCAGGUGUGGAACAACGGCCGCGGAAUUCCUGUGGAGGUGCACGCGAAGGAGGGGUGCUACGUGCCGGAGCUGAUCUUCGGGCAUUUGCUCACGAGCAGCAACUAUGAUGACUCGGCGCGCAAGACCACGGGCGGGCGCAACGGGUACGGCGCGAAGCUGGCGAACAUCUUCAGCACGGAGUUUGUGGUGGAGACGGCCGACGGCAGCCGGCAGAAGAAGUACAAGCAGGUGCGUGGUGCAGGGCUCACCUACAUUUUAUCCAUCAUCACCUCCAUCACCUUCCAAUUGAACUUGAUCUUUUCGCAGAACAUGAGCGUCAAGAAGGCCCCAGUAAUCAAGGACUGCAAGCCCACCGACAAUUUCACAUCCAUCACCUUCCACCCAGACUUGGCCAAAUUCGGCCUUGCCUCUCUAGACGCAGACCACGUGGCACUCAUGAGCCGACGUGUCGUUGACGUGGCAGGGUGCCUGGGGAAAUCCGUUAAGGUCAUGCUGAAUGGCACCCGCGUGCCUGUGAAAUCGUUUGCGGAUUACGCGGGGUUGUAUCUCGCGCCUCCCCCGCUGCCCACCCCGCAACCCCCCGCCACUCCGCCUUCGUCAGGAGAAGGGGGCAGCGGAGGGGAAGGCGGGGAGGGGACAGGGGCGGAAGGAGGAGUGUCUGCAGCAGAAGCGACAGCAGCAGUAGCUGCAGCUGCUGCUCAUCCUUCAACUCAUGAGAAGCUCCCAAGCUUCGUGAACGCCAUCGCGACCACGAGAGGAGGAACGCACGUGAACAUGGUAUCAGAGCAGAUCGUGCGGUACCUUCUGGAUAAGGCGCAGAAGAAGGCCGCCACUGGCAAGCACGGGUCCGCCAGUGGCGCUGCUGCCAUCAAACCGCACCAGGUGAGGCUGUGGAGUGGUGGGAAGGAGAGAACUCUGUGUGUUGCUUGCUGGUUCAUCAACUGUCAGGUGGUUUUGAGACGUCCCUUUGCAUUGCCUUCUCGGCCCUCCCUCUCCCCCUCUCAGAUGCGCAGUCAGCUGUGCGUGCCUGUAAACUGCCUGGUUGUGCAACUGAGACGUCUGAAAGCGCUUCCUUCCCGUUUGCCCCUCCCUCUCUCGUUCUCCCCGUCGUCUGCAUGGUUGUGCGGUGUGAAGCGCCUAAUCAUUGUGUAG
Closterium sp. Yama58-4 is the source of this 2013-nucleotide messenger RNA. NCBI's taxonomy places the organism in Eukaryota, Viridiplantae, Streptophyta, Zygnematophyceae, Desmidiales, Closteriaceae. The record is from the annotation of a GenBank genome assembly.